Messenger RNA from Salvia miltiorrhiza (redroot sage), 2369 nucleotides. Its product is annotated as protein NUCLEAR FUSION DEFECTIVE 4. The transcript has a single exon. NCBI's taxonomy places the organism in Eukaryota, Viridiplantae, Streptophyta, Magnoliopsida, Lamiales, Lamiaceae. The record is from RefSeq and is a predicted model, not a curated record. Gene Ontology annotation, cellular component: membrane. The coding region runs from base 538 to 2253 and encodes 571 amino acids.
ACGUUUUCUAUUUCCUUAAUACCUGCCCUAAUACACUCCAGGCAAAUAUUAUAUGAACUUGGACAAUAGUAAAUUAAUUAGUUAAUUAAAUUUUUAUCUAUUAUAAGCACAGUCGAAUAUAUUGCGUCAGCAAGGAAACUGUAAUGAGAAAUGAAAUGUGGUCCUGCCUCGUUCGAAUGCAUCACUACAUAUUUGUAGCCGUUACGUUGGCCUUGUAUCCACUGUUGGAAAAUCUUCAACCACCAUUUAUUCUCCACUCAGCUGUGUCUUCCCCUCUUAUAAUAACACUAAUUGCUUCCAUCAUCAUCCAUUACCCAAUAAUUAUCACUCAUCACAUUUUAAUCUUAUCCUAAAAAAAUCAUCACAACACGUGACCAUGAUUCAUAGAAUCCGAUUAAUCCAGAAAUGCAACAUCGUACACCGGAUUGCAGUAGAGACGACUUUCCUUGUUUGGUCAAUCAGAUUCAACUCAAAUUCCCCAAUUUCUUUAAUUUAAGGCCGAGCUGAGCUGAGCUGAAGCGAAGAGCAAAAAUCAAAAUGGUUGAAGCGACAGCAACCGGCGGCGGCGGCGGCGGCCGGCUGCGCUUCGCGGCGCACGUGAUACGCGGGCGGUGGUUCUCCCUCUUCGCGUCGUUCCUGAUCAUGGCCGGCGCCGGCGCCACGUACCUCUUCGGCGUCUACUCGAAGGAGAUCAAGGCGUCGCUGGGGUACGACCAGACCACGCUCAACCUCCUCGGAUUCUUCAAAGACCUCGGCGCCAACUUCGGCGUGCUGUCGGGCCUCAUCGCCGAGGUCACGCCCACGUGGUUCGUGCUGCUCGUCGGCUCCGCCAUGAACUUCACCGGCUACUUCAUGAUAUGGCUGGCCGUCACCGGCAGGAUCGCCGCCCCCAAAGUGUGGCAGAUGUGCCUCUACAUAUGCAUCGGCGCCAACUCGCAGAACUUCGCCAACACCGGCGCGCUCGUCACCUCCGUCCGGAACUUCCCGGAGAGCCGCGGCAGCAUGAUCGGGCUGCUCAAGGGCUUCACCGGCCUCAGCGGCGCCAUCCUCACGCAGGUCUACCUCGCCGUCUACGGCAACGACUCCAAGGCGCUCAUCCUCCUCAUCGCCUGGCUGCCCGCCGCGCUCUCCGUCGUCUUCGUCUUCACCAUCCGCGAGCUCAAGGUGGUGCGGCAGACCGCCGACGAGCUCAAGAUCUUCUACCAGUUCCUCUACGUGUCGAUCCUGCUCGCGCUCUUCAUCAUGGUCAUGACCAUUCUCCAGAAAGUACUCGUCGGAUUCCCGCCGGCGGCGUACGCCGCCAGCGCCACCGUCGUCUGCGCAGCUCUGUUUGUGCCUCUGCUGAUCGCCAUUAGAGAAGAAUCCAGAGCUUGGAUGAAAGAACCCAUCAUCGUUCCUCCUCCUCAAAUAACAAUAGACAACAACAACAACAACAGCGAAGAAGAGAAAUCAAGAAACAAAACAGAAACAUCCUGUUUCGCGCGAACAUUCUUGAACAAGCCGGAGAGAGGGGAAGACUACACGAUACUGCAAGCCCUUCUCAGCACCGACAUGAUCGUCCUGUUUCUCGCAACCUUCUGCGGCUUAGGUUCGAGCUUAACCGCCGUGGACAACCUCGGACAGAUCGGGGAAUCUCUAGGCUACCCGCAGAAGACGAUCAACACAUUUGUUUCCCUUCUCAGUAUCUGGAACUACUUCGGCAGAAUCUUCGCCGGAUUCGUGUCGGAAUCUCUUCUGAUCAGAUACAAGUUCCCGCGGCCGCUGAUGAUGACGCUGGUGCUCUUCCUCUCCUGCGCCGGUCUCCUCCUCGUCGCGUUCCCGUUCCCGGGAUCGGUGUACGCGGCGUCGGUGAUCAUCGGGUUCUCGUUCGGGGCUCAGCUGCCGCUGAUCUUCGCCAUCAUCUCGGAGCUUUUCGGCCUCAAAUACUACUCGACGCUGUUCAACUGCGGGCAGCUGGCGAGCCCGCUGGGGUCGUACGUGCUGAACGUGAAGGUGACGGGGCCGCUCUACGACGGGGUGGCGCUGAAGGAGUUGAGGGAGAAGGGGGUGAGCAGGUCGGCGGCGAAGGAGCUCGUCUGCAUCGGCGCCGGAUGCUACCGGUCGGCGUUUGUGAUUCUGGCGUCGGUCACCUUCUUCGGGGCGCUGUCGUCGCUGAUUUUAGUGGUGAGGACGAGGGAGUUUUACAAGGGAGAUAUUUACAGGAAGUUCAGAGGCGAAGCUCGGGAAAAUGGGGAUGCAUCUAUCAGCAGAUGAAGAAGAUGUGUUAAUUUUAGGUGAUCGGUUUAAUGUAAUAGCACAAGCGAGAUUGAUGAUAAUUAUCUUCUGUUUUUGCAAAUCUAAUAUUUCAAUCUAAUGGCUUUUGAUAUGAA